Molecule: messenger RNA, 354 nt
Organism: Prorocentrum cordatum
Lineage: Eukaryota; Dinophyceae; Prorocentrales; Prorocentraceae
Source: the annotation of a GenBank genome assembly
AUGGAUAUCACGCUCAGCUGGUGCUACUGGGCCCGCAGAGGCGGCUGCUCGCUCGUGCUCUUGUGCAGGAGCUGCUGCGCCAUCCUGCUCACCCUCGGCGGGCGCUGUUCCACCUGCUGCAACGCUGCUCCCUGCCAACCUUGCCAAAUGCGCUUGAUGAUCACUCUUUGCUUCCUGAGCUUGCUCAACAACACCCGAGACAAGCUCCUCUACCAAUUGUUUGAUGCCGCUCGACAGCGACGUGGUCCUUCUUUCGAAUUUGGCCUUACCCUUUGGAGAAGUUUCGACGUUGGCAUCGUCGGCGUCAUCGAGAACGUCCACCUUGAUGAUAAUCGUGGAAGUGAACUUGCAUGA